GCCGGUUGGCAGUUCCAGUCUUCCAAAAGUCCACAACCAAAACCUCUCAUAAACCGUGGGCGUGGGCGGAAUUCAGGACACUUGGGUUGCACAUUGCUCAAUUUCUUUGUGCCCGUGGGCGGAAUUCAGGACAAACAGCAACUGUAUUCGAAAUUUGUGUAGUUAAUCGAGAUAUAGUAUUUUUUUUGGUGUUUAUUAUGCUAGGUAGGAUACUUGGUGGAUCCAUUCAUCCUUUUAUCAGGCCGUCUGCAAAUUGCUUCAAGCAGGAGACGCAUUCCACUUGUUUGAAAUCAUUCGAGUUAGUGAAGUUGGCUCCUUUUACUAGUACGGCUAGUGCUACUUCCCAGAUUGUUGAUGUUUUCGCAGAUGAAGACUAUGAAGCUAAUAGUUUUUUAGAUCCUAUUCAUUGUGUUGAAAAAAGUACAGGCCAUGUUGACCAUAGCUCAUGUUUGAGCUUACUAGAUACUUGUACUAGAAGUGGAUCUGUCUCAGACGCUAAAAAGAUCCAAGGAAGAUUCUUGAAAUUGGGGUUGGCCAGUGAUACGACUAUUGGGACCCGCCUUUUUUAUUUGUAUAUGUCCAGUGAUGAUUUGGCUGGUGCAUUACAAACUCUUCAUAACACACCUUCAUGGAGUUCAAAUGUUUCUCUGUGGAAUAAGUUGAUAUCGGGGUGUAAGAAAGAUGUAAGGAUUUUUUAUAUGUUUUCGCGGAUGAUGAAUGAAAUUGCCUGUCCAGACAGGAGUACAUUCACCACUAUUCUGAGAGCUUGUGGUGCUCCUGAGAUUGCAUCUCAUGUUCAUGCCAUUAAACAGAUCCAUGCUCUGAUUGUACAAUAUGGUUUUGCUGGGAAUUGCAUCGUUUGCAAUUUCCUGAUUGAUUUAUACUCUAGGAACUGUUUGGUAGAUUCUGCAAAAAAGGUAUUCGAGGAUCUUCAUUCCCGGGACAGUGCCUCAUGGGUUGCCAUCAUGUCCGGCUUCUGUCAGAAUGGUCAUGAAAAAGACACUGUUUUUCUUUAUAAUGAUAUGCGUAGAUUGGGAGUGAUGCCUACUCCAUAUGUUUUUUCAAGUGUUCUUAGUGCCACUACGAAGUUAUCGUUUCAUGAACUUGGAGAACAAUUCCAUUCUGUAAUCUUGAAGUGGGGAUACUUAUGUGAUGUCUAUGUGGGGAAUGCUCUUUUAUCAUUAUAUUCUCGUUGUGGAGACUUGAUAUCUGCAGAUCAUAUAUUUUCUGAAAUGAAUAUCAGGGAUAGAGUCUCUUAUAACACACUAAUCUCAGGCUUUUCCCUACAAGGGCUUAAUCAUAGGGCACUCAAACUGUUUGAUAAAAUGCAAAUGGAUUCCAUGAAGGCAGACUGUGUUACAAUUUCAAGCCUCUUGAGUGUGUGUUCAUCAUCUGGGGAUCUUCAAAAGGGACGACAACUACACUCAUAUGCAACAAAGGUGGGCCUAUAUUCAGAUACUGUUAUUGAAGGAUCAAUAUUGGAUCUAUAUGUGAAAUGUUCAGAUAUCGAAACUGCACGUGACUUUUUCCAAACGACCAAUAAGGAAAACAUAGUUUUGUGGAAUGUUAUGCUAGUGGCUUACGGACAGAAGGGUGACUUGAAGGAAUCCUUUUGCCUUUUUUCCCAAUUGCAGACGCUAGGUCUGCAACCUAAUCAGUACACUUAUCCUAGCAUAUUGAGAACAUGUACAUCUGUGGGUGAUAUAGACCUAGGUGAGCAAAUACAUACUCAAGUCAUCAAAACUGGGUUUCAGCCAAAUGUUUAUGUUUGUAGUGUUCUUAUUGAUAUGUAUUCCAAGCAUGGAAGAUUGGAUGCCGCAAGCGAAAUCUUUAAGAAUCUUGAUAAUGAGGAAGAUGUUGUCUCUUGGACAUCUAUGAUUGCUGGAUAUACUCAGCACGAUCAGUUUGUCGAAGCAAUAAGGCUUUUUUACCAAAUGCAGGACCGGUGUAUUCAAUCAGACAAUAUUGGGUUUGCCAGUGCAACAACUGCAUGUGCUGGAAUUCAAGCACUCAAUCCAGGAAGACAAAUCCAUGCUCAAUCGGUCAUCUCUGGAUACACAUAUGAUCUAUCAAUCGGAAAUGCACUUGUUUGUCUAUAUGCUAGAUGUGGUAAGGUGCAAGAUGCGUACUUGGUGUUUAACAAGACUGAUUCUAAAGACAAUAUUUCAUGGAAUGGGCUGGUAUCUGGAUUUUCCCAGAGUGGGUACUAUGAGGAAGCAUUAAAAGUUUUCUCAAGAAUGAAUCACUAUGGAGUUGAAGCUAAUAUGUAUACAUAUGGGCCUGCUGUUAGUGCAGCUGCUAAUAUGACGAAUAUCAAGCAAGGAAAGCAGAUUCAUGCUAGGAUGGUAAAAACUGGUUAUUAUGACUCCGAAAUAGAAUCUUCCAAUGUGUUAAUCACAAUGUAUUCAAAAUGUGGGAAUCUCAGCGAUGCUAAGAGAGAGUUUCUAGAAAUGAAUUGCAGAAAUCAAGUAUCAUGGAAUGCCAUGAUCACUGGCUACUCGCAACAUGGUCUUGGCAAUGAAGCAAUUCAACUCUUUGAGGAAAUGAAAAUGGCGGGGGUGGAAUCCAACCAUGUUACCUUUGUGGGAGUUUUGUCAGCCUGCAGUCACAUAAGGCUGGUGGAGAAGGGGCUGAGUUACUUCAAAUCCAUGAGUGAAGAUCAUGGUUUAGAACCAAGACCGGAGCAUUAUGCAUGUGUCGUUGAUAUUAUGGGCCGGGCCGGUCAACUUCAGCGUGCAAGAGAGUUUGUGGAGACCAUGCCGGUCCUACCUGAUGCAAUGGUUUGGAGGACCUUGCUGAGCGCUUGCACUGUUCACAAGAACAUCGAGAUUGGUGAACUCGCUGGAGACCACCUUUUGGAAUUGGAGCCCAAAGCUUCUGCAACUUACGUCCUUCUAUCAAACUUAUAUGCAGUUGUCGGGAGAUGGGAUUACAGAAAUUCCAUAAGGGAGCUAAUGAAAGACAUGGGAGUUAAGAAAGAGCCAGGCCAAAGUUGGGUCGAAGUGAAAAACACAAUUCAUGCUUUCUUCGUUGGUGAUAGGCUUCACCCAAUGGCAGAUGAGAUACAUAGAUUUGUGGUGGAACUGAAUGAACGUGUGGCCGGAGUGGGUUAUGUACAAGACAGUAACAGUCUUUGGAAUGGUUUGGAGGUGGAGCAGAAGGACCCCACUGCAUUUGUACACAGUGAGAAAUUAGCUAUUGCAUUUGGGCUUCUAAACUUGUCAGCCAACAUUCCCUUAUGUGUCAUGAAGAACCUUCGUGUCUGUAAUGACUGCCACAGCUGGAUUAAGUGUGUGUCUAAGGUUGAAAAUCGGGCCAUUGUUGUCAGGGACGCCUACCGUUUCCAUCACUUUGAGGAUGGUGAUUGUUCGUGCCACAAUUUUUGGUAACAAGAACCGUGGUACGGUGGUAUAGAGGAACAGUACACUGUGAUAUGGAAAGAGGGUGUGUCGUCCUGUUAACUCAGAAGACUUUUCUUGGCUAUGGAGCUGUGAGAGCAGAGGAACAAUAUCUGAUUAAGUACAUAGAAUGUGUUCUCCCAAAGAGGAGAAGGGUACAUCAUCGGCGAGAAGGCCAUUUGAGAGCAAAUCAUUGAUUGCUGCAAAUGGAUCAUGAGUUCUGGUGGGAGUCAUCCGGAAAGAGACAUCACUGGUUGUUAACCUUCGGAGUUAUGGGGCUGUCGCCGGUGUUUAUACAAAAUAGCCGUGGAAAUUUGUGCUUAUCAGUUGACAUUUGAACACAAUGCUUCUUCUAUUCUCGGUAUGGAUGAAUUGAAAUCUCUGCAUCAUUCAGGUAUUUGUGGCCAGCUUUGUGUUUAGCAUUAUCAUAAUUAUGAACUAUUAUAAUACAUAUCUUAUUUGUUAUGUUUUUAUUUUACAGUUUUGAUCACUUUUUCUUUCCUUGAUUCUUUUUCUUUUGCUUGAAUUUUUACACAAGUGUUCUCUAAUGUCCUCCAUAAUUGGCUCAUCAGAAUCCAUUCUAAUUAUUUACUCCUUUUUAGUUACAGAUUGGUGAGAUCCCUUUUUACAAGUAUAUUAUUUAUUUAGUCAUCAAGAGCUUCCACUCCUUAGACACUAACAAAUAAGGGUUUCACACGUCAUAUUUUUGCUUUCACUUUUUUCCUCAUUCUUCAUUGGUCACAGAUUAGUAGAUUACCACUCCUAAGUUUACAAGUGACUGAUAGGACCCAGGCAGACUAGGCUGAUAAUAGUAAUAAUAAUAGUAACUGUACGGGUAGUAUAAAUAGAAGGGAGGGAAAAAUAAGAAGGCAGCCAAAAAUUGGAUUUGGAAUUAGGCUUGGGAGUGCGAGACUACUCCAAGUGUCUCAGUCGGGUCUUAUUUCAGUUUCUUCUAUACUGUGGCUAAUUCUUACGUUGAUUUGUAAUACCUCAAGGAAUUUGAGAAUUUUCUCAGAAUUCCAGUGAUGAAUAUACAAAAGUAAUCUGCUGGAAUUGGAGUACUUGUCAUUGGUAUCAUAGCAGUUCAUUCUUGUGGCUGGUGAAUGAAAUUUACCCGAUCACAAAUGGAGAAUCGCUGGAAUAAUCUCGAGCAGAAAAUGGAUCGCAACAUGGAGCGCAACACCACAGAGGUGCGAUCGGUCAUGGAGGCCAUGCGCAAUAUGCGCGGAACGAUGGACGGAAUGAUGGCCGAGUUGCGCCAACUGGCGAUGAAUCAAAAUCGCCGGAGAACCAGGGGAUGAUCGCGAACUUCUAGAUGAUGCCUGGGCUCAACGCGUUCAACGCUAGCCACUCCUCACCAGUCAUCAUCACAAGCUGUUUCUCUGAGUUCGCAGGUUUCUUCUCGGUCUCUAGCCGCAUCUCACAGUUCCAGUUUGCCGACGCUACUCGUUCCUCACCAAUCGUCAUCGUGAGAGGCUUCUACCAGUUUGCAGAUUGCAUCUCAAGCUGUGUCUCAUAGUGCGCUAGCUUCGUCGCCAGCAGAAGAUCCUCGUUCCCUGACUUCUUCGCUUGACUAUUUUCACCGUUCGCAGGUUUUUUCGCAAUCAGAUUCUCCUGGUUCGCAGCAGAAGUCUGUUAAUCAGCCGCAACCUUCCAUUGAAGAUUAACAAAAUCACAGGGGCUGAUGAGGAGGGCCUGUCUCACCCACGAAUCCUUACCUAUGAUGUUCAGAGAUAUGCUCGUGCACUGGACCAAAACCCAGAAUAUUUUACAUGUUUGAUUGGUAGAGUUAUGAACUUGACUUGGCUGUUAUAAUGGAUAUGGUGCACCAUUGUUUAUUAAAGAGAAUUCUUGAAGGGCUGAAUAAGUUUGAUGGCUUCAGGUUUGAUGGUGUUACUUCUAUCAAGUAUAUUCAAAAUGGGUUGGGGGUAGGAAUAACUGGGAAUUGGAAGGAAAAUGUUGGAUAUACUACUGAUGGUUACGUUGACAUGUUUCUGGUGCGCGACAAUGAACUCAAUCCUGCUCUCUUCCCAGAUGCCUUGAUCUUUGGCAAAAAAUUUAGGAGAAUGCCAAUAGUUUGUAUACAUGUUCAAGAUGGACCCAUGGAGGUGUAGAUUUUGACAACCAGUCGCAUAUGGCAAUUGCUGGUACAGAGAUCAAGAUUCUCUGGAAAAGAGAUGAUGAUUGGGAAAGGGGUAACAUGGUUCACACACUUACUAAUAUAAGAGGGAUGGAGAAGGGUGUUGCUUAUGCUGAAAGUCGGGACAAAUCUCUGGUGGGUGACGGCGUUGUAAUACUCCUGGGUGCCUUGGCAAAUUCAUUGGUGCAGGAUGAUCCACAGAAUAUUGCAUUUGUAGAAUCAAAUUUCACUCAAUCAGAUACCAAGCUGGGGAUGAUAGUAAAGGGUUAAGUUAUUACUGUUGACUGUUUGUGUGCCAUUUUGCAAUUUGCAAGGGGCAUGAUAGCGAUUUGCCCUCUACAACAUAUGUUAGAAAUUGAAAUAGUAAAGCCGGGGAAGAAUUUUCAUGGAUGGGGCCUGAAAUAGCCUUUCGUGGGAUUGGUUGCAAGUCCAAAAGGAUUACAGUGAUGCUAUUGAAGUGCAGAAGGUCAGUUCUAACCCUGCAGUAAGACGAAUCAACCUCAGUUUUACAACAAGACUGAAGAGGUUGUCCGAGAAUGAAUUGGUUAAACCGGUAAAUGUCAUUUCUAGAACCAUUGAUCUAGUUACUCCUGAUGCUCAAAUUUGUUUGAAAGGAAUGAUUCUUCCGGAACAUUUAUACGAUCAUAGUAUAAAUGCUGGGUUAAGGAAGUCUAUCUUGAAACCUGGUUUUGAAAUUUACCAACUUUUGGUUCUUGAUGUUGAAGGUUGCAAUUUGGUACUUUCUGCCAAGUAUUCAGUUAAUAAUGAAUCUGGUCGGCUAACAGUGUCAUUGAAGCAGUCAUUAUGCUCUUCAACUGAUGUUUCCUUUAUUCGAGAAAGCGUUCUGCCAGAAAACAAUAUUGUCAAGUUUCUAGUUUUGGAACUCCACAGAAUCUGGACUGAGCUGGGCUGAUGAGUUUGAUUUUGAAUAUCAAAUGCUCACCAAGCGUGAAGAGUUUUUCUGAAAGGAAAAUAUUGAUCUAUAGGGAUUAUACCAAUUGUAAAUGGAGCCCAUGAAUAAGAUCAGUACAUUCACAAGCAAGCAAACAUUCUGUUUUAUCCUGGCUAAUUAGUAUAGUCACUUAUUGUCAUUAGUUUAUUCCAGAAGUGAUUAAUUUCACUUUGUUUAUCAGGUACUUGAGACUGCCUUAUAUGGCGAUUUAGCUUUGUUCAAAGAGCAUCCGGAACUAACAGAUGCUUCAGUUGGAGUCUUCUUCUGAAUAAUUCACCAAGACCAAGCCACAUGGAAGUGCUUCAGAAAGGACGAGAAUGUUUAAUUAGCGUUAGGAAAAAUUGAUAGUAAUAAUCUCAAUUAUUGGUGGUCCGCUCAUAAUAAUCCCAACUAUCGAUUAUUUCAGAAUAAUCCCAACUUUAGGGACCCUCUGCCAAUAAUGUCCCUGUAAAUAAAUUUAUGUAGUUUCUAAAGCAAAUGAGAAGAGAUAUAGCCAGUAAUCCUUAUAAAUAAUCCUAACUUUUAAUUUUUACGCUCAAUUUCUAUUUAAAAUUCACUUGUUAUAAGAGGUAAUAUAUGGUCAUGGACCGUUAUUGGCGGACCGUCCAUAUAGUUGGGAUUAUACAAAAAUAAUCAAUAGUUGGGAUUAUUAUCAGCAAACUGGCAAUUUUUGAGAUUAUUAUUUUCAAUUUUUCCUUUCUUUAUAAAUAUACUCCCUUUUCAUUAUUCUCAAACAAUGUCAUAAGUUGUUGGCUUUAGAAUGUGCUCCCUCAUAAUGUGAGACUUAAUAAGCUCAUAUAUCCAUAGAUUAUAAAAAAGCAAACUGCAAGUUUACAAGAACUAUGUGAAAUGCCAAUUCCAAUUUAUCUUUUGAUUUUUGUAUCGAUAAAAAAGUAAUGACAAAAUAUUAAUGUACUAUAAAUAACAUUGGGCACCAGCAUACUUGUGCAACGCGUGAUACUAAAACCAAUUUUUAUUAUAUAAGGGUAUGGAAUCUUUUUUUUUCUAUAAAGGGUAUGGAAUCUAAAUCUAUGAUUUUUUUUUAAUUACUAUUUUUCUAAACUCAAACCGAACAUAGAAGACUAUUGUCCAAUAUCAAAAUAUAGCAAACCUUUAUUCAAGAUUGCAGGAAUGAUCUAUAUAAGAAUAACCUCAAGUCCUCAACAUAAUCAUGAAAAAAUUGGGAGCAAUUUGGUAAGGGUUAAAGUUAAAGAGUAUUAGAAAGGGAAGUCUGGUACACAUUGGCAUAUCCUCAAGGCGAGAAUCUGGGAAGGGUCCCACCAUAAGGGUGUAUAGAUGCAAUCUUGUAAACUUAUAACUUAUUAUGCAAAUUUGUUGUAUAGCAUGGUUAAUGUAUAACAUUGCUUACAUUUACAAAUUUCACAUCUUGAUACACAGGAUGGUGUGGAAGAGGAUACACCGGAUAGCGCAGUUGGUGUUUGAUAUGUACUUUUCUCACGCUAAUUGUCAGGCUUGGUUCUAUAGACUAAGGGUAUAUGAUGUCCUUGUCGCAUAAACUAUGUCACUAUUACAAUGUAUAUGCUGGAUGUUUUGUUUAAGUAGCGUGCAAAAUGUAAAUGAAUCAAUCUCUCUAUAAGAUGGCUAGUGAAAAAUAAUAAUUACAUUUAUAUGAGUUGAUAUUUCAUGAAGUCUUUUUGAAAAUCUAAUAUUGCUACUUCUUG
This is a messenger RNA of Cuscuta epithymum, 8172 nucleotides long. Lineage: Eukaryota; Viridiplantae; Streptophyta; Magnoliopsida; Solanales; Convolvulaceae. The record is from the annotation of a GenBank genome assembly.